AUGGCGUCGCGGGCCGCAGCAUCCACACGCCUCCUGGCAUCGGCCAUCAGGACGCCUACAGCCAGCCUCCGAGUCGUUCCACAGCGGCGUCUUUCCUCGCGCCUUCUCACCUCGACGGCAUGCCCGCGACAGCAGUCGGCUGCGCCACCACCUUCUCUCCCUCCUCAAAACCAACAGCAUCAGCAGCAUCAGCAGCACCACCGACAGUCCCAUCGGGGUCGAGACGACGAUGACGGUGGCAACGUCAAGGCCUUUUUCAACUCGACCGGCUGGGAGACGGCUAUGGGCGCCUCGGCUGGCGUCCUGUUGCUCGGCGUCGCCGCCAUGGUCUACCAGUCCUGGUACAAGUCCCAUGUACUCAAAAAGAUGGAGGCUGCCUUCGAUCCCGGCUAUGACCCCGUGCUCAGCCUGGCCAAGAGUGGCGAUCAGCUCGCUCACGUGAAAAUCAACCCGCCCAGGCCCGAAGACGAGAUGAUCGCCAGCAUUGUCUGUGGGAAGGAGAGCGGCAGGUACUUCUUGGUCAUGGGCAGCAAGGGCUCCGGCAAGGCCACGUCGAUCAUCGAGGCCAUGGCCCAGAUCGAUGCUGACGGCUGCGCCUUCUUCGACGCACACCCAGACCCCUCGAUUGUCGUCGACCGCUUCUCCGAGGCGAUCAACUACAGCAUGAACCGCGACUACCUCGGCACCCUCCUUGGCCUCUCUGACCUUUCGGGCAUGUCGUACUUCCAGCAGCUCGAGCGUGCGCUCCACAAGCUCGAGCGUGCCCUGAUCAACCGCCGGCAGAAGACCGGGAAGCCUGCCAUCAUUGUCAUGAACAGCGCCCAUCUGCUUCCUCGGGACGAGGACGGCACCAAGCUGCUGCACAUCUUCCAGCAGCGCGCCGAAAAGUGGGCCUCGGCGGGGACGGCCACGUUUGUGUUCACGACGGCAGACUACUGGGUCUACGACGUGCUGCGCAAGGCCUCGAACAGGAUGGACACGCUCUCGUUCAAGGACCUCACCCGCAAGCAGUCGGUCAACGUGCUGCGCGGCUGCCGCAAGCAGUACUGGGGCGAGAAGCCCUCGUCGCAGGAUCCGAGCGUGCUGCACGAGGUCUACGAGAUCUGCGGCGGCAGGCUGGGCCUGCUCAACAAGGUGGCGCGGCGCAAGGACAUGCUGCGCGCCGCGCGGCAGCUCGUCGAGGACGACAUGCAGUGGGUGCUCAGCAAGACGGGCAUCAUCGACGACCACGACGACGAUGUGAUGGACGAGCAGAAGUGGAGCACGUGCAGCUGGCUGCUGUUCUGCGAGCUCGCCGAGAAGCAGAGAGAGCUCGAGGGCCUGCUGCGUGAUCACGGCGGCAGGCUGCCAGCGUCUCUCUGCUGCGGCGAAGAUAGCAAGUACAGCAGCCUCGCCGCCCAGCUCGACCCAGAGGCCGGCUGGUUCAAGGCGAGGAACGCGCCCGUCCCUGGGGUCGAGAUGACGAGCUUGCACAAGCACAGGCACCCGCACCACGCCGAUGGCAUCGACGACGGCGACGAGGUCGACGACGAUGAGGACGACGAGGACGGAGACGCCUCGAACCGCAGGAGGGUAACGGAGUCGAUCAUGACGGACCCUUCGAUGGACGAAGAGGCCGACGUGCGCGGCGCCGACGUGCCCAACCCGCACCUGACGUGGGGCGAGGCCAGGCAGACCAUGACGCGGCCGGACUACAUCAUGGAGCUCGACCAUCUCAACGUCAUUCACAUUGACCGACACCACCACAUCCGGGCCGAUUCGAUGCCGUUGCUGCGUGCCUUCCGCCGCGUGGCCGAGUCCGAGGGCUAUGGUGACAAGCUCGAGCGGGUCAUGGACCGCGUCGCGGCCAUUGAGAGUCUCGGAAGGACGCGAGAGCUCGUAUGGAAGGAGCAGGGUGACGGGGGCAAGUUCCUCAUCAAGAAGGACGGCAAGGGACGCGAGUUUGAGACCUGGACGCUGCUGGGCGGCGACGAGCGGCUGGGCCGCGACACUGGCGACGGCGACGGCGAUGACGAUGACUAG
Messenger RNA from Pseudozyma flocculosa PF-1, 2022 nucleotides. RefSeq lists its product as uncharacterized. The transcript is spliced from 4 exons. Bases 1 to 2022 code for a protein of 673 amino acids. NCBI's taxonomy places the organism in Eukaryota, Fungi, Basidiomycota, Ustilaginomycetes, Ustilaginales, Ustilaginaceae. The record is from RefSeq and is a predicted model, not a curated record.